Molecule: messenger RNA, 576 nt
Organism: Galeopterus variegatus (Sunda flying lemur)
Lineage: Eukaryota; Metazoa; Chordata; Mammalia; Dermoptera; Cynocephalidae
Product: T-complex protein 1 subunit delta
Exons: 4
Biological process (GO): protein folding
Cellular component (GO): chaperonin-containing T-complex
Molecular function (GO): ATP binding; ATP-dependent protein folding chaperone
Source: RefSeq, a predicted model, not a curated record
AGAGAUGCUCUUAGUGAUCUUGCAUUACACUUUCUGAAUAAAAUGAAGAUUAUGGUGAUUAAAGAUAUUGAAAGAGAAGACAUUGAAUUCAUUUGUAAGACAAUUGGAACCAAGCCAGUUGCUCAUAUUGACCAAUUCACUGCUGACAUGCUAGGUUCUGCUGAGUUAGCUGAGGAGGUCAAUUUAAAUGGUUCUGGCAAACUGCUCAAGAUUACAGGCUGUGCAAACCCUGGAAAAACAGUUACAAUUGUUGUUCGUGGUUCUAACAAACUGGUAAUUGAGGAAGCUGAGCGCUCCAUUCAUGAUGCCCUGUGUGUUAUUCGCUGUUUAGUGAAGAAGAGAGCUCUUAUUGCAGGAGGAGGUGCUCCAGAAAUAGAGUUGGCCCUACGAUUAACUGAAUAUUCACGAACAUUGAGUGGUAUGGAAUCCUACUGUGUUCGUGCAUUUGCAGAUGCUAUGGAGGUCAUUCCAUCUACACUAGCUGAAAAUGCUGGCCUGAAUCCCAUUUCUACAGUAACAGAACUAAGAAACCGGCAUGCGCAGGGAGAAAAAACUACGGGCAUUAACGUCCGAAAG